CUGUGAAUAAAACCAGUCCGGACAAGUCGGUGAACAUGCAGGUUAAGUGGCGUUCAAAGCUGGCCUCUACCGGAUAUAUACAUGUAUUGAUAUGUUCCACAGCUAUAUUCAAACAAACAGACCAUGCUAGAUACUGACAGCGUAAAGGUAUAUUGAUUUGGCUAUAUGCCUGCAUAAAUGAACGACAGUUAAGGUGAACGUGGGUACAUUUCGUCUUCACAGGUGCUCAGGGAUUAAAGAAGUUACGUUCCGCAAACACAGUAAGAUAAGACUGCGUUACCUCUUACUCCUUCGCGUUGUAUUUACACGUGUUCCUGACCAAGAGGUCACGGCACACUUUUUAGAAAAAGCAUCGACAAGGGACAAAAGAAAAGUAAACCUUUCUUCACAAUCAAUAGCGAACAACCUUUUGAAAUCGUGCAUAUAAACUAAUAUAAACACUGGGCUUGUAACCGCCAAAGCUGUUAGUCACACGUCACAGUCUAAUAAUAGACCAACGACAAAAGUUUCAUUUCAGAGUUUAGAUCUUUCAAAAUGCUUACUGAACGUUGGAGACGGUUCAAAGAGAAGAAGGCAAGAGACUGAAGAAAUGUAUGAGACUUGGCUGUGGUACUCUUAAUUGUACUAAUAUCAACACAUACAAGCAGCAACCCUGUGAUUUAAGAUAUACAACGUCGUUUUUAGUGCUUAUGUAGGACGCUUCCUCGGAUAUCACAAAUGUAUCGCAAUAAAAUUCCCGGGCAUAUAUACGUGUAUGUCCUAGCAGGACUCUGCGUUUUCUAUGGAACAGCUACAGCCGAACACGUCGUCCCUCCCUUAAUGGCGUUUGUCUGUGGUAUGGGCAACGUGACACUGUCUUGCGACCAGCCAAAGGACCAUGUAGUGUCUCUGGAGUCGGCAGGCUAUGGACAGGAUAAAUCUUAUCCUUGUGAAACAUGUAAUGGGCUGAAUACAUCAGCGCCCUCUGGCCCAUGUUCACAACACUGCAUGAACCACACGGACCUGACAGAGAGUGCGGUGUGGAUGACCUGUUUACAAAAACCGGUCUGUGUGCUCAGCUUCAAGGACAUAUUUUCUACCACCACCUUAAAUCCUUGUGGGUCUCUAGGGGGGCAGAAUUACCUGAAAGUGGUCUAUUCGUGCAUCAAACCUGAACCCCCAGCUGCCAUCGUCUCCAGUGCCGCCUUGGCUGUGACCAUCGGUCCCAUUGUGGCAAUUGCAGUUGCGGGUAUCGCUAUCGUCCUUGUUGCUUUUCUUUUCUACCACAAACGACGGAAGGCUGCAGGAAAACCUCGCCAGGAAAGAGGCCCAGCAGCAGUCGCUCUAAAUCCUUCCCCAACCGCUGAUGGGUCGCCAGAAAGAGUCACCUCACCUGAGGAGCCACUGAAGCCUUAUGACCCCGAAAACAUUCCGUACGUUGAUGACAGUGAUGGUCAAAUAGAUGCCUGACUUCCAUGGCCUGGGUAGUUGUAUUCUAUUGUGUGAGGGUUUGGUGAUGGUGGUCGCCUAAUGACGGGAGUUGGAACUGUUACCGGUCUUAAAUAGCGCUUGUCUGAAUGCAUCUUUUGAAAGGAUGCAUCACGAACGUAUGAUUUUGAAUGAAAAAAAAAAUGUUCAGAGGUUGACUGAUGAAUGGUAUACAAAGUGUCGACUUAGUGCAGCAUUACAGAAUCAAGAGAAUAGGUGUCAAGUGACAGGGCGCUAGAAGGGGCACGUACAAGAUGACAUAAAACACGUUUUUUUUAUUCCCAGAACAAAUGAUUUGGAUCUGUGUUACAGUAGCGUUCUAGCUAUACCCGUAUGCAAGUGACGUGCUGUCUUUAUGUUUGACAAUGCACUUCCAUUUUGUUGAUAACCGAUAAUAUAAGUUUUUUCCUUUUUUUCUAUUUUAUUAAAUAACAUAUUUACCCUCUUAUGGAUAUAAAUCACUAUGUAGGAUCAUAUCUUAGAGAGCCUCUUUUAUUGUUUUAAUUAGAUUUGUAUUUGGGAUACAGUAUAAGCCGUCUUUUACAGGAUAUUUUCAUGGUGAUAAUUUAAAACGCACUUAAAAUUUGAGAAAAUGAAAAGGAGAAAAAGGAACGUUGAAAGGAAUACACCUGUAAUAAAAACACGGUUACAUGUAUAACAAAUACUUGUCGAUUUAUUGCAUUCUGUUUUUAAGAGAGGAAUCUUAAAAAAUAUUUUUCAAUGUAUACAUUGUGACAGAACGGAUAGGAAUGAAUUGUUAUCAACUCCUGUUUUUUUUCUUUUGAUGGCAAGAUUGGACCAUUUACAACGACUUGGGAAAUCAGUAUUUACAAUUUUUUCUCACAGUAAAAAUAUUCAGACGGUUUGUAUAAAGUUAAUACCAGUGAGCACAUUUUAAGUGUAUACCCCUUUUCUAUAAUAAAUUUGUAAAGUAUUUUUAAGAAGAAAAACAUAUUUUAAAAACAUUUAAUUGAAGUUUAGGACAGAAGUGACCUGUAUAUUUUGAAGCAACUUUUUUAUUGUCAAUAAAGAUCGUACGACAAUCA
Lingula anatina is the source of this 2513-nucleotide messenger RNA. RefSeq lists its product as uncharacterized. Lineage: Eukaryota; Metazoa; Brachiopoda; Lingulata; Lingulida; Lingulidae. Gene Ontology annotation, molecular function: carbohydrate binding. The record is from RefSeq and is a predicted model, not a curated record.